This is a messenger RNA of Cynara cardunculus var. scolymus (artichoke), 866 nucleotides long. RefSeq names its product NEP1-interacting protein-like 1. The record is from RefSeq and is a predicted model, not a curated record. Lineage: Eukaryota; Viridiplantae; Streptophyta; Magnoliopsida; Asterales; Asteraceae. The transcript has 5 exons. The coding region runs from base 55 to 714 and encodes 219 amino acids.
CCAAGACAUGUCUGGUUUCAUGCAUAUAUAAACAUCAGCUUUUACUUAUUCCUUAUGUCAUCUCAAUUACAAAACACAAUCAUGAUGAAGAAACUCGGCCUCUUUUCCUUUUCGUCAUUAAAAAGUGGAUAUGAUGAUUAUGGUGGCAGUAUAAGACAUCUUUUCAGCUCCAUACUUUCUCAACUUUUCUUCCAAGCACUCCUUCUCAUCUUCAUCUUCCACUUUGGCGUAGUUGGGGGUACAAUUGGAGCAGUAGCAGGAGCAUUGAUCGGGUUUAAGCACAAAAUGAGCUUCUUACAAGAUGUCAUGAUGGGUGCAGCAUCAGGGGUAGCUUUGUCACAAAAAUUAAUUACAGCCAUCUUCGAUUAUUUGCGUUCUGAUGAUCAUGAUCAACAUCUUUGCUUCCUUCACCUGAUUGAUAUCGUAGCAGCUGAUGUGGAAUCAAAACUUCUUCGAGAUCAAGAUCAUAUAUUCUUAGUUAGCAAGGUUGAAAGUUGUGAAAAGCUGGUGAAGCUUCCAAAGAUUGAAAUAUCAAAGCACGAUGUCUUUGACUCUUCUGGAAAUGCAACUUGUUGCUCAAUUUGCCUUCAGGAUUUUGAGGUUGGGAAUUCAGCUGGAAUAUUUCCAAAGUGUGACCACAAGUUUCAUCCAGAAUGCAUAUCGCAAUGGCUUCGUACCCAUAAUUCAUGCCCAGUAUGCAGAAGAAGCCUAUAAUAUUGUCAACAACCAUCCAUCCAAUCCAAUUCAUAUUCAUAUUCAUUCAUCUACCUACCUAAUUUAUUCAUUUUCCGAUCACAUAUUUUUUCAUUUUUUGUUACAUAUUCUUUGUGUUAUAUAUAAAUCGUUCACGGCGCAAAAGGGUACUC